AUGGUGUUCAGGGACAACAUGUGUUUCUUCAAGUCAUCAACUCAGCAGCGGAGCUUUAACUGUCCGUAUCAGUUCGGUAACUGCGUGGGCGGCGACUGUCCCGAGACGGCGGUGGAGUUUGAGGUUGAGGAAUUGAGGCCGGGGGACAUAUAUAAUCGUAUUUGGGACAGAGAUGGGUUGCUGGACAACAUUUUCGCGAGCGAGAUUGAAGAGGUUAUUGUGGCGUAUGAAGUAAGAGGUCAGGAUUGUGGGGAGUUGGCUUCAUACAUAGCCAACCUAGCGUUGUAUAACUCGUUAGACAAGUACAAUGUUAGCCCCUUUCAAAUGAAGGCACAGAAGGCUGGACGAGAGCACGUGGGAGACAAGAUCGACGACAUCACUGUUGUCGUCUCACAUUACAACAUUAGCUAUUGA
Prunus mume (Japanese apricot) is the source of this 414-nucleotide messenger RNA. Lineage: Eukaryota; Viridiplantae; Streptophyta; Magnoliopsida; Rosales; Rosaceae. The record is from RefSeq and is a predicted model, not a curated record.